GGGAAGAAAAGCACAGGGCAACUUUCAAAGGGGAGGCUUCCCAAAAGCAACGCUUGGCUUGGGCUUCCCACAAAAUCCACCACCUGUGGUUCCGCUGUCAGCAUCUAAGAUCAGCUACCCCUGUUUCAUGGCGUUUCCAUCGCUAAAUGCCAAUGCCCUCCUCAUUUAGCGCCCUCCUCCCACUGUUAAUUCAUCGAUCUGCUUAAUUGACUGCGUGUUGGUUGGGGAGAGAUCGGGUAGUGGGUGUUGCUUUGCUUCCCUUCAACUUUAACUCAGUGUGUGCGUGCCUAAUUCUGCGAGUGACAGAAACAGAGAGAUGGAAAAGUUGUGGGGGUUGAACCACCUGUUCAUGACGGUGUUUCUGCACAAUUUCUCCACUUUCAUGGUGAUUCCGGCCAUUACCGAUGUUACCAUGUCGGCGCUCUGCCCCGGAAAAGACGAGUGCUCGCUGGCCAUUUACCUCACCGGAUUUCAACAAGCAGUGAUAGGGUUGGGGACGUUGGUGAUGAUGCCACUGGUGGGGAACCUGUCCGACGUCUACGGCAGGAAAGCUCUGCUCAUGCUCCCUUUGACCCUCACCAUUUUCCCCCUAGGAAUACUAGCAUACAGCAGGACAACGAAUUUCUUCUACGCCUACUAUGUGUUCAGAACCAUCACCGCCAUGGUUUGUGAAGGAAGUGUCCAUUGCCUUGCCCUAGCCUAUGUGGCGGACAAUAUACCGGAGACGCGUCGAGCGUCGGCGUUCGGGAUCUUAUCGGGCAUCGGAUCAUCGGCGUUUGUCUGCGGAACCCUCUCUACUCGUUUCCUCUCUACUUCGUCCACCUUCCAGGUAGCUGCAUCUGUGGCGUCGAUAGCGGUGGUCUACAUGAGGGUUUUCCUGCCGGAAUCCAUUGCAAACGACGACGUUUCUUCCUCCCGCCCACUCCUAAAACAGAAGCAUGACAGUGAUUGUUCGGAUGGGGACUCGUCUCGAAACCCGCAGCUGUUCAGAACAAUGCCUUCUCUGGAUGAUACUAUUUCCUUGUUGAAGAGUAGUGUGACAUUUUCACAAGCAGCCAUAGUUGCCUUCUUCAAUAACCUUGGGGAUGUUGGCCUUCAUACUUCAUUACUGUACUACCUUAAGGCCCGUUUCCACUUUAAUAAAGAUCAGUUUGCUGACUUAAUGGUGAUUUCUGGGAUUGCGGGGACUAUAUCACAGCUGCUUCUUAUGCCCAUGCUGGUUCCUGUUUUGGGAGAGGAAAAGCUUCUUUCUAUAGGAGUGCUUUUUAGCUUUGCACAUAUGUUUCUUUACAGCAUUGCUUGGUCCUUCUGGGUUCCUUAUGCUGCUGCUAUGUUCUCAAUUUUGAUGGUUUUCUCGCAUCCAUGUAUACGUAGCAUCGUAUCCAAGCAAGUUGGGCCCAGUGAGCAGGGAAAGGCUCAAGGGUGCAUUUCGGGCAUAUGUUCCUUCGCCAAUGUUAUUUCUCCCUUGGCUUUCUCCCCACUAACAGCUUUAUUCCUGUCUGAAAGAGCACCCUUUCAUUUCCCUGGUUUCAGUAUUAUGUGUGCUGGAUUUGCUUCGAUGAUAGCAUUCCUGCAGACAAUUAGGAUAAGAGCAGUUCCUCCCAUUCCAAUUCACAAAGCCAGCAACUGCAAUGGCAUGGAGGCCUAGUUUCAUUCUAUGAUGUGAACAUCCGAACCAGAAUGGUUCCCUUUCAGUCUUUGUUCCAGCUCUAAGCGUUUAAACCUCGUGCUUCUAUAACUAUUUAAUGUAGAAAAUGGACGAUCUCCAUCUUGAGCCAAAAUGGUCAUCAAACACCCUUCUCUAUUAACAUCUAGCUGCUACUUGUUUCAAUCCAUUCGAGUGCAGUUAAAUGUUGUGGGUCGAUUUUGAUGGAAGAGGGAGAUGCUUUCUGUUUUCUGAAGGUUUCUUCUGGACAAGCGUGGUGCAGGAGACAUAUGCUGGAGACACCAGGGUGAUGAUAGUCUUUUUAAGUUUUUUCUUAUUACUUGAACUUUGUAAUUAUAGACUAGUUGGAAUGCUGAUAGCUGAGCCUUUGGAAGCUUGGUUAGGCAUAUAUUGUACAUAUUUUGUUAUGCUCUGUAAUAUUUAAAUUCUUGUAGCGUUUGUUUUUGUUA
This is a messenger RNA of Malania oleifera, 2115 nucleotides long. RefSeq lists its product as uncharacterized. Lineage: Eukaryota; Viridiplantae; Streptophyta; Magnoliopsida; Santalales; Ximeniaceae. The record is from RefSeq and is a predicted model, not a curated record. Gene Ontology annotation, biological process: transmembrane transport. The transcript has 14 exons. Bases 317 to 1648 code for a protein of 443 amino acids. Gene Ontology annotation, molecular function: transmembrane transporter activity.